Molecule: messenger RNA, 894 nt
Organism: Cavenderia fasciculata
Lineage: Eukaryota; Evosea; Eumycetozoa; Acytosteliales; Cavenderiaceae
Exons: 2
Coding region: 1-894 (297 amino acids)
Source: RefSeq, a predicted model, not a curated record
AUGCCAUUUUCCAAUAUUGAAUUCGUUGCUCGCCUUCACUCGAAUUGCUUGUUGGUCUUGGUUUGUUGUUUGGAAGUGGAUGUUUCCUCUGUCUUUUCAUCGUCGCCACUAUCUGUACAACCACAGUCUAAUCAAGUAGAGAUGUUUGUUGACAACCUCUAUACCUUUUCGUGUCAUAAAAGUCGAUCGUUUAUGAGAGUGAUAAGCUGUCCAAUCACAGUCUCUGGUUUACCAUUGACAUCACCUGUUACCUUUGUUGCAUUAAUACUAUUAAACAUUCGUAACAGCUUGUACACCAACGAGACCAUUCAUCAACUCAUUCAUCUGCCCUCAUGCAGUGAUCUUUUCUCUAGAGGAUCACAUGUAACAUCGUCUCGAAACCAAAUGAUCUAUAUGGAUUGCGCUUCCAUCGCCACUGAAGAGGAAAGAACCAAACUCUUUGUAUCUUUCUUCAAGGUCAAAGUCUCCCCAUCGUUCUUUAGAAUCAUUGGAAAAAGAGAUGUGGUUGGAGGACCAAGAUCUAUAGCCAUGUCUCACUAUUUGGUUCUAUCAUUGCAUUCAAGAUGUUGGUUGAGCGCCUCCCAAAUGCCUUUUCACCGCAAUCAAGUGAAUCUCUUUGAUACACGUGAUAAAAGAAAGGACUCUUCUCCUUCUUUGUCCACCCAACAACAAAAGAAAAGCAAGGUUGAUGCCCGAGAAACCAAGGAACAACAAGUCCCAUCAGAGAAACCAAAGCCUUUUGCACUCUGGAGCACACCAAUGCCAAUAUCGGCCGAAUAUGACUAUGAUCAUAAAGUCGCUAUCAAAAGAAAAGAUGGAGAGGAAUUCAAUCAACCGUUGGUCUUUCAAAGUGGGGCUGAUGCUAUGAAGUGGUGUAUAGAUCCUCUGCUUUAA